AGGACGGAUGGAAUAAACCGGUCAAGGUAUAGUGUUGAAUAAAGGGGAUGUGCUUGUUUACUUUUGUCAGAGAACUUAAAAAGAAGAGGCUGUCAAGAUGCCUGAGACUGGCGGCGCAUCAGUUGUUCCCAAGAAGGGCCUGACACUCGAUGACCUCAUCGCGACCAUUGACCGACAUGAAAGGAACCCGAGCAACAUCCCAAAGGUCGAUACUUUCCAUUUCUGUGGGGAGAGAGUCUCAGAAUGGCUAGAGUGGGUGGAACAAGCUUUGGUCGGGCGGCCGGAUGUUGUAAAGUUUCAACGCAUCCUUCAGUAUGUCCUCCACAGCUAUCAUCAGGAGAUAAAGAAAGUCAUAGAUGCGGCUCAAGGUAGCUGGGAGAGGUUUAAGGAGGGGAUGCAAAGGAAAUACCGCAUGGGAGAUGGGUUGUUAACUACCACGGACCUUGAACCGAUGAACAAAGAGGACUUUACGACUAUAGGGGCCUUUGUUCAAGAAUUUAAGAAGAGGGCGCGGAAGGUCCAUGGGAUUUCGGAGGAAGCACAGUGCGCCAUCUUCCUGGGGCUACUCACAGCAUCGGAGGCCGUCGAAUUGACAAGACAUGGAGGAGGUAGCACUAAGCUCACCUGGGCCACCAUUGACAGAGGGGUGGAAGUUGGGUGCUUGGACCAGGUGGAACAACGUCAGGUACGCCUGCAAAGACAGAAGAGAAAGGAAAGAGAUGCGACCGCUUCUGGGACCCCAGGAGUAACAAGGAUUGUUACAGACGUAUUGGCACAGCUAGGGUAUGCGACAGAGCCGGUGGUGAAAAGGAGGGUGGUGAAGGUUGUUGAAGUAAAAGGAAAAGAGCCUGUGAUAGAGGAGGCUGGUCAGGAGGAGCUCUGGGAAGAGGAAGAGCCCGUGCCGCAGCACCUGACGAAGGUCCAACGCAAAUUUGGGGAGGCCAUUGAUAGAAGGCUUGGAAGAGUGAGGGCUGAAGCCCAACGAAGAGCGGCAGCUGGGCCACCACCCCCUGCCAUGUUCAGGCUAUGGCAGGAAAAGGAGAGACCACCGUUUGGGGUGGAAGAAGUGGGGAGCAAUAAGGAAGUGACUCAAGGGCUGCGAGGAGGAAGUGAGACGGAAGAGGCCAUAAUCAUCGAGUCAGAUGGCGAGGAUGAGGAGGAAAGAACGGAGCCUCUGUCCGUCUUAUUUGAGAAGAUGGAGGACUUGCUGGAUAAGAUGGGGAGGUACCAGCAGAAGUUGGUAGGCCUCUGUGAAGGAGUGAAAGGAUGGAAGUCUAAUGUCCCCACAGUAUUCCUCUAUGACUCCGGCCCGGAGUCAGCGCCUGGGCGACCCGGAGUAAAUGUGGUGGGGUUGUGCCCUCAACCAGGAAUGAGGGGGAGACCUCUCACUCCGCAGGCCCGACUGGCACAGGCAGCGCGAACGAGAAAUCAAGCCAAGGCCAGUACCAGCCAAGAGCCUCCAAGGGGGGAACACGAACCAGGGAGACGGAAAGAGGCUGUGGAAGUAGAGGACGACGAUGAUGAAGAGGAAGAGGACGAGAGGCAGCGCAGAGAAGAGGAUCAGAGAGCGGAGCAGCGGGCAAGGAAAAAGGGAACCAAGGGAGAGGCCGAACCGGUCAUACAUGACGGACCGCCCAAAGAGAGGAAAUACGCGGUCCGGUUGGAAGAGGAAUUUGAUAUAGAGAAGGUGAUUGACCGGCUGCUGGAAGGGCAUAAUGACCUCAUGACCCUGAAGGAAAUCCUAUCGUCAGCCCCGCGACUCCGCGAUGAACUGAAGGGGAGGUUAUCACGGCGCCUGGUGCCCAAUGUCCAUCUAGGUACGAUCCUGCCCAAGGAGGCAGAGUGGGCAGAGUCAGACCUGGAGGAGCCAGCGCCUGCAGAGCCACGCCAGGAGUCAUGCCAGCCCGAGAAGGAGAUGGAAGCAGAGAUCCCAAAGAGGGUCGACCUUCGCACGAGGGAAAGAGUGUCAGCUGGAGAGACGGCUGAAGAAAAGAGGGCGAGACGAAGCAGGCGGAUAGAUGGGAUAUGGCAUGAGAGGCAGAGGUUGGAGACAGCGGGGGAGCUCUCAGAGCAGCAGCAGGAGAGGCAGAGAUCGGAGGCAGCAGGAGGACUCCCGGGUCAGCCACCCAACGCGCCAGCCAAGGCCCCGGAGAUUCCUGAGAUGUGGAGAGACUUCUGGGAGCAGAGAGGAGAGAAGCUUCCAUCGCCAGUCAGAGCCGGGUUUGGGGUGGCCAGAAAGGCGGAAGAAAGGUUAGAUCGUAAGAUCAAGUUCCUGGCCAAGACCACUUUUGACCGGCACUUGUUAUUGGAGGGCGAUCUGGCGGGGAAGAAAAUGAAGGAAGUCAGCCAUGGAGUACGUCUGGAGGCUAUGGAGAUGAAAAUUCAGGAACUUAGGACUUUGGUGGCCAGCCAGACAGCUAUCAUUGAGAGCCUGAGGCAGCAAACCCAGGGAAAGGUGGACAGACCAGAGAGCAGCCGGCAGGGAGAGCAGAGGCAGCCAGGACAGGGAUUGCCAGGACAGCCAUCUGCGACAGAGCCUCGCCAGGAGCCACCUAUGGGGAGGGUUAUCCUGGAGUCAGAGGAGGCGAGAGCACAGAGACAGGAGGAGAGAGAGGCGUUCGAGUUCAGAGCCYCUACCGAGCUCGCGACACUGCCAGUAGCAGCGGCGGGCCCAGUCGUWCCUUUGGCAGUAGAGGAGGGGCUGCCACCAUCKAGCRGUGAGCCGGCUCAGGGYUCAGUARAGGARUCCAUGGGCAUGCUCCUUGAGGCGGUGCAUACUAUGCAGGAGGAGGUGAGUUUGUUUUCACCUGAGCAGAGGAUAGAGGAGCCUCUUGAGAGAGAGAUGAGGAUUGAGGAGGAGGGUGYCAUCRAGGGCAGACUCCAGAGGAUAGGCACACCUGMGURUGGACCAGAGGAGAUUGAGGAGCAGCCCACGGCAGUGCCAGAGGCGACACUCGAGAGGAGGCCUCAGAGGUUGGACACGCCCGAGUACGUCCCAGCGACAGAGGAUUUGAGAGGCAGACUAGGAUCUUGGGCUACUGGAUCUGGGUCUGGUGGACCGGUUCCGGGGACAGAGCAUCAGGAAGUCGUUAGUACCGCAGCUCCUCGAUCAGAACAGCAGGGGGGUGUCGGUAUUUUGGUGGGAUCUCCUUCAUCGCCACCUCCUCAGCCCAGGAAGAAGAAGUUCAAGAGAAAGGUAGAUCAUCUAUGUUUUUACUGCAAGAGGGACGUGCAUCUGGCUUUGGACUGUCUCGAGUUUCUUGAGGAUAAGGCAGCAGGGAAGAUCUCAGAGGUAGGGGGUAAAAUGUAUGAUAGACAGGGUAGGAUAGUAGAGAAGUCCGCAGAUGGACUUAAGGCUCAGUUAUAUAGGCGAAACCAGGAGGAGUUGAGGAGGUAGGGCCGGUUUUGUCUAUAUAAGUGAGCGAGCAUUUUGUGAGGCAUCAACUUAGGUUC
Molecule: messenger RNA, 3453 nt
Organism: Chara braunii
Lineage: Eukaryota; Viridiplantae; Streptophyta; Charophyceae; Charales; Characeae
Source: the annotation of a GenBank genome assembly